This is a messenger RNA of Talaromyces stipitatus ATCC 10500, 2272 nucleotides long. RefSeq lists its product as uncharacterized. Bases 96 to 1865 code for a protein of 589 amino acids. Gene Ontology annotation, cellular component: DNA replication preinitiation complex. NCBI's taxonomy places the organism in Eukaryota, Fungi, Ascomycota, Eurotiomycetes, Eurotiales, Trichocomaceae. The record is from RefSeq and is a predicted model, not a curated record. Gene Ontology annotation, biological process: mitotic DNA replication preinitiation complex assembly; DNA replication initiation; double-strand break repair via break-induced replication. Gene Ontology annotation, molecular function: single-stranded DNA binding; DNA replication origin binding. The transcript has 2 exons.
ACCUUUAACUUCAACAGUAUCUACCACGAUCAAUGCCAUUAGAGAUACGAAUUCAUCACAGUACUCUAAAUUGCAGAAAAACAACAUGAGAAGUCAUGGCAACAACAACAACCACCACCACGUUGAGCACUUCUGAAGCAAAUCAACUCAAUUCUCUACGCGCCGAACUCAAACAAUGGGAAAAGGCAUUUGCAGAUGCAAAUGGAGGAAGAAAAGCGGGGAGACAUGAUAUCAAGCAGGAUCCGAGUAUAGCUGCGAAAUACAAAACCUAUGGUCGACUGCGUGCUCUCGAGGAAUCAUCAGCAUCCACACAAAAUGUCGGUGGUCAGGAGAAAACCCCAUCAGAGUCGAACCAUCGAACAAAACGUAAAAUUACCGAGGUAAACGACACGGCGGACAAUAAAUUCACGCCUAGAAAAGCGCCGCGAGGAACCUUUACUCCUUCCAGAAAUACUGCAAACCCGCAUCAUCCAGCGACCAUAGACCCUUAUGAUUCCCCGUCUACCUUCCGCCGACUGUUCAGUCCCUCAACUCAUCGUCAAUUGCAACAGCCGUCUCCACUUCCACUCAAAACCGCCAUUGGACCGACACCGCAACGCAACGGUAAAAUUCUGGGGUUAUUUGAUAUGCUCUCCGCUUCGGGGGGUAGUACAGCAACACCGUCAGCUAACCGGAUUGCGACGCUUGAUCAUGCGAUUGCGCAAACUCCAUCGAGACGAAAGCCCGCGCCGAAAUUGGAUGAUAUUCCCGAGUCAGCGGAUAAUGAGAAAGAGGAAGAUGAAUAUGAGCUUAAAAAUCUCAUGGGACGAACACCAGCCUCGUCAAGUAAGAAAAUGUAUCUUGAACGACUGUUUGCGACUCCGACUACACUUCGAUUCGCAACCAUGAUGGAGGAAGAGGAUAAUCAACCACAGCGGAUACUUUACCAGAAAGCUGAAACAGGAACACAGACAGAUGUCAAGCAUCCUCUAGGUUCAGAAACGCCUAGCUUUCUGCGACGGUGGAAUUCCGGGAGGUACGUAUCUAGUAGCAAUGACAACGACCCAGCCAAUCCGUUCAGUCCGGUUGGUGUUCGGAAAUUUCAGCGGUAUAAUGGGAAACGGCUUACUGCCCUGGUGCAGGGGUUGCGAGAUAUGGAGAAUGAGCGGAUGGAGGAUGAUUGGGAUAUUCUGAAUGAAAUAGAAGCGGAGCGGAAUGGUCCUGCACUAGGGAUCGCAGGCGAAGGAGAGAACGUCCAAGUGGGCGACAGUCAAAUGCCUCAGGUCGAUGCUGGAGAUGAAAACCUGAAUGGUGGGAAGGUGUGGAAGAAGAAAGGGCAGAAGAGGACGACACGGCUUGUCAAGAUGAAGCCAGUGAUGCAGGUCAAGAACAAACCAAUGAAGCAAUCGAAGCGCACUCAGGAAAAGGAGGUUGAAGAUGAAAUUGAGGACGACCUUCAACCGAUCGUAGACCCUGAAUCGGUAGAUAUCGAUGACAAUCUCCGACGAACCCGAAAUCUUAGAGAGAGAAAGCAAAGCACAGAAACCGACCAACAAAACGCAGACGAAGAAGAUGAAUACUCAGACGACAACUCCUCCGAUUCAGACUUCACCGAAACUGCUCCCUCAAAACAACCAAUUCCUUCCACCACAAUCCCAAAGCCAACAUCUAGCUUCUCCGAGAAGCUAAAAGCCGCUUUCUCAACCAUUCCCGUACUUAAAAAGAACACGAAAAAGCCAGUCACAAAAAAGGACGAGGAUGAUAAACAAAAGGCAUCACCGAAGAAGAGAAAGGUCAAUCCUGACGCACAUGCCAAUUACCGAUCACUUAAGAUUCGGUCAAAGGGUCAAGGAAGAUUCGGGAGGGGAAGGUUUGGACGACGAUAAACUUGUAUCUUUGCAGUUUUGUUUGUUUUCAAGGCAUGGGUUUGCUUGCUAUCCAGGAGUUAGCUUUUGUUUAUAUGCAAGCGUUACGAUUCAUGACUGUAUGAAUGUGUACCUGUCAGAUAUUCUCUUUAUUUAUGUAUAGUUAUCACAGUCAUCCGGAGGUUUUAAAUGUUGGUGCAUUGAUUUGGCAAUUUGAUAUCUACAUAUUAGGGUUACUGCAGCAAACGAAGGAGUACUAAUAUCACGAUAGGCACGUCCGGCCGAUUCAAAAACCAAAUACCGUAUCUCCUCAGUAACAAUCAUAUCAACAUCCACCUCCGGCCAGCUUAUAACCAGCACCCUUCCAUCCCCAUCAACAUUGCAGAAGGAAGUCAUAGAAAAUCGACUCAAUUAUUCACACCCCCUCC